AUGUCACACCGCGGUGGCAACCCCAACGCGUCGGCGGCGAAAAGUGAGCUAACCGGAAACGGCACAGUUUCCACUUUGGCGAAUUCGAGGCAGAGACUGAGGUUGAAUCCGAACAAGGAGCACAAGCCAGAAGUUUACGCUGAUCUGGAAUUGGAUUUCAGUCCUUCGAUUUUCAGCUCGUUGGAGAGACACCUUCCUCCCAACAUGCUCGUUAAUUCUCGUGAUGAUAAGGCUAAGUUCAUGACUGAGAUUUUGCUUAAGUAUCUUCCUACUGGAGAGCGUAAUAGAACUCAGAAGCAUAAAGAAUACAGACAGAAGAUAAAAUCGUAUUAUCAGCCUUUACAUCCCGAGUUGUACACUUUGAAUCCUACUACAUUCUUUGUGCCGACAUUUCUCAAAGCAAUUAGUGAUAAUACAGAGCAAAGCUUUAGAAGCAUAAUAUCUGAGCCCUCUUCAGACCUUCUUGUAUUUCAAAUGUUUCAGCCAGAUUUCUGUGAGUUGUUGCUAUCUGAGAUUGAACAUUUUGAGAGAUGGGUGACUGAAGCAAAUUUCCGGAUCAUGCGUCCCAAUAGAAUGAAUAAAUUUGGUGCCGUGCUUGAUGACUUUGGACUUGAGCCGAUGCUUGACAAGCUUAUGGAUGAUUUUCUUCGUCCUUUAUCUAGAGUCUUCUUUCCAGAAGUUGGAGGAUCAACCCUGGAUUCGCAUCAUGGAUUUGUUGUAGAGUAUGGUAAAGAUAAAGAUGUUGACUUGGGUUUCCAUGUGGAUGACUCGGAAGUAACCUUGAAUGUUUGCUUGGGUAAGGAAUUUUCCGGAGGGGAGUUGUUUUUUCGAGGCUCAAGAUGUGAGAAACAUGUAAAUACAGGAAGUCAACCAGAAGAAGUCUUUGAUUAUUCUCAUGCACCGGGACGCGCUGUGCUCCAUCGUGGUCGACAUCGUCAUGGUGCUAGAGCUACAACAUCUGGCCAUCGGAUCAACUUCCUGAUGUGGUGCAGAAGUUCUGUCUUUAGAGAGAUGAAACUGUAUCAAAAAGAUUUCUCCAGCUGGUGUGGUGAAUGCAAUCGAAUGAAACAGGAAAGACAGCACUCCACAUGUGCUGCUACAAGAUUGGAACUGAUCACAAGGGAAGGUGAAUCCGCCGCAUAG
Molecule: messenger RNA, 1143 nt
Organism: Vicia faba (fava bean)
Lineage: Eukaryota; Viridiplantae; Streptophyta; Magnoliopsida; Fabales; Fabaceae
Source: the annotation of a GenBank genome assembly